UAGACAUUCGCGCUGCCCGUCGCAGGACCUGAAGACUCGAAACAUGGCGGCCUCCAGGUGGCUCUCAGCCGCCCUCUGCACAGCUUUCAGAGGUGUACCUGCACCACUGGCCGGCUGCCAGCCUUCUCUUCUUCCCAGAAUAUGGCAAGUGAAUGUGUGUCUGCCUUUGGCUUCAGCCAGCGUCACACUGCAGCAGUACAGGCAGAGCAGCUUCUUCAACAAAUUGACUGCAGAUGAAUUAUGGAGAGGAGUCCUGGCAGAGAGUGGAGCAGGUGCCAGAAAAGGACGAGGAAAGCGAACAAAACGAAAGACGAAGAAGGACCUGAACAGGGGGAAGCCUAUCGGAGAAGGACGUGGAGGAUUCCUGUGGCCCGGCUUGAACACACCAAUUCUGAAAAGUGGCAAAAUCCAGAUUAUGUCUAAAAGGGAUGAAGUGGAACAAGAAGAACUUCAGGCUAAGAUCCUCCAACAGAGAGAUGACUGGGAGCGCCGGAAAAAGAUGAAGGUGAAGAGAGAUAGGGGAUGGACGGGAAGCUCAUGGGGUGGAAUCAGUCUCGGAGCACCUGACCCGGGUCCUAACGGAGAAACAUAUGAAGAUUUUGACUCACGGGUGAUUGAGGUGAAAAGUGUAUUUAACAUGACUGCAAAAGAAGGAAGAAAGAGAUCCAUCAGCGCCCUGGUGGCUGUGGGAAAUGGAAAUGGUUCAGCAGGAUUCGCAGUGGGAAAAGCGUCCGACAGAAGCACGGCCUUAAGGAAAGCCAAGAACCGAGCCAUUCAUUAUUUGUACUACAUUGAGCGGUACAACAAUCACACUAUAUAUCAUGAUGUGACGUCAACAUUCAAGAAAACAACAAUCCGAAUGAAGAAGCAAAACCCAGGUUAUGGAUUGCACUGCCACAGAGCCAUCAUUACAAUGUGCAAACUGAUUGGCGUUCAGGACAUGUAUGCCAAGGUGUCUGGCUCCACAAAUCUACUGAAUAUCACUAGAGCUUUAUUUCAAGGGCUGGGCAAGCAGGAAACACACCAGCAAUUGGCUGACAGAAAGGAGCUACAUGUUGUAGAAUUUCAGGAUGCUUACGGCUCCCUGCCAAUUGUCGUGGCUUCCCCCAAAGGUGGCGCAAGGAGUGAUCCAGAACCUGAGGAUGAAAUCCCACAUACAAAGCUGGACUGGAAUGAAGUUAAAGCUUCUCAGGGAAUGACGCGUUCUGCCUGGGCUAACCUUAAAAGAACCAUCUGGUGAUCGUUGUCACUAAAAGGUGGACUUGCGACCUCUCUGUGAAUUCUGCAUGAAAUGUCUGUACACUUCUGAUUUUUUUUUUUUCUCCAGCUUUUGCUGCUCAAUUGGAAAAUAAAUCAAACAUUUUUGUAA
Molecule: messenger RNA, 1369 nt
Organism: Polypterus senegalus (gray bichir)
Lineage: Eukaryota; Metazoa; Chordata; Cladistia; Polypteriformes; Polypteridae
Gene: mrps5
Product: mitochondrial ribosomal protein S5
Exons: 11
Coding region: 44-1240 (398 amino acids)
Biological process (GO): translation
Cellular component (GO): ribosome
Molecular function (GO): RNA binding; structural constituent of ribosome
Source: RefSeq, a predicted model, not a curated record